Aspergillus mulundensis is the source of this 438-nucleotide messenger RNA. RefSeq names its product spherulation-specific family 4 protein. The transcript is spliced from 2 exons. The record is from RefSeq and is a predicted model, not a curated record. NCBI's taxonomy places the organism in Eukaryota, Fungi, Ascomycota, Eurotiomycetes, Eurotiales, Aspergillaceae. The coding region runs from base 1 to 438 and encodes 145 amino acids.
AUGAGCGGGAUUUUCUUCGACGAGAGCCCGCACCAGUAUGCGGCGGACACAGUCACAUACCUGGAGGAAAUCAACGCCGCUGUGAAGAGUGCGAGCGGGCUGGAUGGGGAGAAGACGAUCAUCCACAACCCCGGCGUCCUCCCGGCCAGCCAACUGCGCCUCAACACGACCGACAUCACCGUCGUCUUCGAGCAGUCCUACACCCACUACGAGGACAGCCAAGAGGCCGAGCUGGACGCCGCGUCUUCCUCCGCAGACCGCGACAGCUGGGCGUACAUCUUCCACAGCGUCCCGGCCAUGAGCAACAGCACGCUCGACACGUUCGUGCACGGGAUCAGCCACAAGGCGGCGUAUCUGUAUGCGACGACGCGGACGAGCCAGUACUACGAGCAUUUUGACGGGCGGCUGGAGGAGUUUUGCGAUGCGGUGCCGACCUAG